Molecule: messenger RNA, 1397 nt
Organism: Malus domestica (apple)
Lineage: Eukaryota; Viridiplantae; Streptophyta; Magnoliopsida; Rosales; Rosaceae
Source: RefSeq, a predicted model, not a curated record
UAUAUAUAUAUAAUUGCAAGAAGCAUUUUGCCGCUGCAGUUAAUCAAAACGAAAUGAGCUAGAGGGACCUAACCCUCAAAACCCUCAACGUGCGCCCGUAGAUAUAUAGAAAUAGUACCAUGAAUUCUAAUUCGAAACCAAAUGGCGCAAACUUAAGGGGUGGUACCAGGAGGAGAGUUCCCGGGAUGCCCUUGAUCAACGGAGGACGGAAGGACGACAGAUAUCAUGAUCAAGAUCUUAUUCUGUUCCAGGAGUUGCAAAAGCGCGAAAAAGAAUGCAAUAUCGUCAGCCUCCUCCAACCCGUUUCGGACGAGUUUGAGCUAAAUGGAAACUAUCAGCUCUACAGAAUUGCGUCUGCCAAGAAGGGAUCUGAAAUUUUUGCCGAAAACGACAAGAACGACUAUGAUUGGUUAAAAACACCGCCUGCAACUCCUCUUUUCCCGUCUCUGGAAAUGGACACAAAUGGCCCUGAAUUGGUCGUUCAAAGGGAAAUACCAAUCUUCCAACCUCUUUCGCGGUUUGCAGGUAGCAAUUGCAACAUAGAGGCAGUUGAGCCAAGAAAUGGGAGACCAAAAUCUCCGAACCCAAAACCGAAAAUCCCGGUGAGGAGAAGUGUCACCCCGAGUCAAAGACGAAGCAUCUGCAGCAGCACUGGCACAAUUGUGUCAUCCAAGGCUCAAACAAAAAACAGAACGACACCAAUUGGAGUUGAUCCUCGUCCGAACCAGAAACCAGCAACGAAUGCUAAUAUUAUUAGGUCAUCAGCAUCCGUUGACACAAGAGCAAAAAGAUCAGCAAAUAAUAACGCGGUCGGUGAAACAUCAGCUCCAAUAGAUUUCUUAUCCUCGUCGGGCAUGGCCAUGGGAUUGGGAGGAGUACUGAAGAUGGAAUAUUCAAAAACAAAGCCAACGACGUCAACAACAACUACUACAUGUGUCUCUGCUGCCUCCCCUGAUCCUCUAAUUGUAGCUAGAUUUUCUAACGAGAAACCAGAUAGUGUGAGGACAGAACAACGCUCGACUUCUGCUACACGAGGAGGACGAGGUCGAACCAGUACGAUGCCCACUCACCUGAUCCCGACCAAAGCAGCUGCACCAGAAACUGCUUCAAAACCGAUAAGGAGGCAGUCAUGCUCACCAAGCGUCUGUAGGGGUCGGAAAGUACUGGAACGCACGAUGCAGGUGCAGGAGAUUACUACUACUGCUACUACUACAAUAGCACUUCACGGCAGUUUGAAUAGUACUCCAAGUCUAAAAGGAAGAAUUCAAACAGGAAACAACGGAACCCAAGUUCUGGGAAGCAGAAUAGUGCAGAGAGUGAUGAAUGCUAGAAAAGCAGUUACUCAUCAUGAAGAAAUAAAAGAUCAUAAAAAAACCCAGUGCGCGGUUUCUGAUUAA